AUGGAUGCUCUAACUUCGGACUCACCUAUUGGUCUGUGUGGUGGUGUCACCCUCUGCUCAAGCCAGUCGCAAGGGUUUUGGUUUGGAUCUGGAUCCGAUUGGGUUCUGGUUUUUUCCUUUCCUCCGUCGUUGAUUCAGGUAGUGGUACCCUUGGAUUGUAUAGCCUUUGUGCGUUCUAGGAUCUUCGGUGUUGGGCAUGAUUUUAAGCGGCUAGGGUUAAUGGUUGUACUCACUGUUCCUCUCUCGACGGGUUCUAUCGUGUUGGGGCUUUGGGAUCCUAGUGGUGAUCGAAAUUUUACUGUUGUUGAGCAAUUUAUCUACAUAGACGAGUUUGCUAUUAAGGUGAUGGAGGCCAACCUCGAGGGGUUUCCCAAUUUUCCUUGGUGUGUUUGCCGGAACGCUUGUGGGCUUGGCAUCCGAUAA
Messenger RNA from Prunus armeniaca (apricot), 423 nucleotides. The record is from the annotation of a GenBank genome assembly. Lineage: Eukaryota; Viridiplantae; Streptophyta; Magnoliopsida; Rosales; Rosaceae.